Molecule: messenger RNA, 765 nt
Organism: Macrosiphum euphorbiae (potato aphid)
Lineage: Eukaryota; Metazoa; Arthropoda; Insecta; Hemiptera; Aphididae
Source: the annotation of a GenBank genome assembly
AUGUUAAACUGUUCAACUAAAGCUAUUUGUAGCCGAGGAUUUACACCAAAUGUCAUCAGCGUUCGAUAUAGAAGAGUCAAUGUACAGAAACCCAGAAAACCAGAUCAUUACCGAGCCGUCAUUGAAACAAUUACAAAGCCUAGGUAUCCAUGGCCAAAACCAUCAGAUAUGACAUGGAGUGAAAGAUGCCCUAAACCAUUCAGUAAAGCGUUUAAACAAAUAGAAAAUAACCCAUAUGAAAACAUUUUGGCUAAAGAACUUAAAGAAUUAUUUGAGCAGAGCGCAAUGGUUGCAAUAUUUCACAAAAAUCCAGUAAAGGGGGAAAUUGAUUUCAAAACGAGGAAAACUUUUAAAAUGGCUGAUAUGGAUCACGUUGUGUAUGGAAAAAGCACUUUAAAACUAGCCUUGGCAGAAACAAAUUAUGCUGCAGUGUUGAAUUUAUUUCAAUCACACAGCUCAAUAGUAUUUAGUAGUACAUCACAAGUACCAAAAUUGUUAAAAAUCAUUAAGAAGAUGCCUCACUUAAUUUUAUUAGCAUCCAUAGUUGAUGGGAAAUUAUUAAGCAAAGACCAAACCGUAGAAUACGGAAACCUAGUAAAUAUUGAGAACGCCAGAUCAAGACUGAUUGGUGUAAUCGGUCAAGUAAACAAUAGGUGUUUGCAGACUAUAGGACAAACACAGUUGACAAUGGUUCGAUAUUUGGAACAAUAUGGACAGUCAUUAGAUGUUAAUAGAGAAAAAAAGUCCACAGAAGAAUUAGACUAA